AUGAUAGAGGAAUCUAGCAACUAUUGGCAGAGGCUUACCACGUCCAUGCAUGCCAAACCUGCCUUCAAUGCCAAAUUCUAUGUAAAUAAGGUCUCUGGCAUUGCUGUAGAAUUGAUGGCGACUCCCUUUCCUGUUACAGAGGGAGGAUCUCUCACACUCACGUGUUCUGUGACAGAGAACAGCUCUGUGUACGCUUCCUUUAGUUAUGAGAAUGGAUCAACCUAUAGAUUUGUACAGCUGGUUGAAGGACAGUGUAAGGAUGGUACAGGACAGGUGUGUGACCAGCAGUGUUCCUGUACUACAGACGGUACAUCCUUCUCUAUAAUCAUCACCAGUGUGGACAGAUCCUGGGACAAGGCAAGGGUCAGAUGUCAGGUCAACAACCCAGUGUUUACAAAUAGUGAUAUAAUAGAGAUCCGUGUCUUAUAUCCCCCAACAGGAACCUUAAUGGUGACACCAUCUGGUACACAAUCCAUCUUCACCGGUACAUCAGUAACUCUCCAAUGUCAGGUAAGGGGAGGUAACCCUCUGGCCACACUGACCUGGCAGUGUAAAGGAUCAUCAGUGACCGGACAGGAUCUGACCAAUGCCACCACAGCAGUGUCCACUCUGACCUUCACAGCUGACAGAACCUACCACCAACAACAGUGUGUGUGUACCGCCGUUCACCCGACCAGUCCUAGUGGAGUGUUUGAUACAGUCAGCAUUAUAUUUAAUGUUCUUUACUCACCAGAUCGAGCAACGUUUUCUAUUGUUUUCACUACACCAUUUUAUGUGGGAGAUGAUGUCUAUCUAGACUGUAUGAUAGAUGGAGGAAACCCUCUGGCCACCCUGUCCUGGAUUUGUGUCAACCAAUUAAAGGAGACAUCCACUAACAUGGACACAGAAACUAAGGCGGUCAGCAGAUUAGGCAUUACCUCUGUAACUACAGACUAUAACAACAGGCAGUGUACAUGCACUGCUACCCAUAUUGGUUUCUCCCCAAGUCUCACCAAAGUGGUCCUGAUCACAGUAUAUUACCCACCAAGUUUACCUGUUCUAGCUGUAGACACGACUAAUGGUGGAAGAUUACCUUGGAUGGACAGACCAUUAUUUACUGGUAUACUGACAUGUACCGCAUCACCAGGGAAUCCCCCUACAACACGUAUAUCAUGGUACAUCAAUGACGUCAUUGAUACUAGCCAAUCAGCGAUUACCAGGAGAUUUGAUCCACCAGAUAAGCUUUAUAAUGGACAUACCUUUACCUGUAGAGCUGAUAACAACUUCACAGAUACUAAGGGCACCAAUACAGUGUCUAAUGGGAUAAUGCUGAACAUUGAAUAUGAUCCAAUCGUUACAGUAGAUGUGUCUACAGCCUAUAUUAACGAGAGUCUGGGGUUCAGUAGAACGUGUUCAGCAGAUGGUAAUCCUACCCCGAUUGUGUCCUGGUAUCGUGACACGAUUCUCGUCCAGUCCCAGGGAACGCUCCAGCUCUCUAAGAUAGACAGACAGGACGCAGGGACAUAUCUCUGUACUGCAACAGCACGCUCCACAAACAACAACAUCUUACUGCAGUCCUCUGAAUCCUUCACCAUUGUUGUACAAUAUGGGCCGGACGUGGGUCUUGCUAUAAAAAAUACUACAGAAAAUAUGACAGAUGUUCGUCUGAAUUGUACUGCUAAUGGUGUACCUGCCCAGUACACAUACAGAUGGAUACACAAGGUGGGGUAUACAGUCAUAAGAGAUACGUUUGACCAUGUGACAAGUUCAGGUUCAGUCAGUACACUGACGAUUCCACAAGUGAGCUACCAGGACAUGGGGACAUAUAUCUGUGAGGCGGAAAAUGGAUACAGAGGAAGGGAUGGUCAGAUUGUACAGACAGAGCAAGGUGUCAUGACAAUUACAGGCAGUCCACGGGUAUUCGGAAAUCAGAAUAGAUAUGAAGCAGAAACGAACAUUGCUUUCGAUGCCAAUAUAACCUACAUCAGUUUCCCUGCGCCUGUCAACACAUCCAUCUUACGACCAGACUCAGUUUUACCUCCUUCAAAUGAACUAUCUGUCACUGUGUCAUCUGUCUCAGUAACAGUAUCAUUCUAUAACAAGGGUGUUUCAGUGGACGCAUACUCAGUUCAUUUACACUUCAGCAACUUUCAGUCAAAAUACAGUGGAAAAUACCAACUCUAUGUAAGGAAUGUGUUCACUUACUACUACAACUUUGAAAUCGUCAUAGCAGGAAAACCUGAUUCCCCAGUUCAAUUAGUGAUUAGUGAAAUCACACAAAGCCAAGCUGUUGUAUCAUGGAGGCCGGGUAACGAAAAUGAAAAUUCCAAGACAUUCACAUUGACAUACCAAAAACUCAACAGUGACUCAACAACGUAUGUUACUUUAGACCGCGAAAUUACAUCUUAUACGAUUGAGCAACUGCUGCCUGCAACACAGUAUGAUGUGUCUGUGUUUGCUAUCAAUGCUUAUGGGUCCAGUGAAGCCAUUUCGGGGACAUUUAUAACAGCAGGUUUAUUACCAGAGUAUAGUAAUACUGGCGUCAUCCUGAUAUCUGUCGGAUCUGUAAUGAUCCUGAUGAGUUUAUCCGUGUUGGCUGUUGCGCUGUUUACUUUAAGGAAAAGACGUUUGCCGUUUACCAAGCAAACGUCUUCAAAGAAAAAAUCUGUAUAUCAUGCCGACGUAGCAGCGGAACCAGGUGAAAUCGACCUUAGCCAGUACGAAGACCUGAACUUGGAGCAAGUCGACUCUCCGACGGUAUAUGAGGAAAUGCCUAAUAAAUCAACAGAUACUCAAGGAAAUCCGGCCUAUGAAGAAAGUAACACAUACGAACAGUUACAACGGAACAGAGAAACAAAUCCUUAUGAAGCUAUUCCUCAGAGGCAACAGUCUGAGUGAUUUAUAUGCCCCCAGAAUGAUGAGCAGAAUCCAGCUUCAGCGGAAACAGUCGUAUAGCUCUUGAUUGUUUUUUGUUGAUUGGAACAGUUUUUGGAACCAAAAAUAUAUGUGAUAACAACACUUUCACUAAAUUUCCAAAUGUCACUUUGAUUACGCUACCUUCAUUGUACUGGCCAAUGAGACUCUGCACCAGAUGACAUCUCGCUUGCAUUUUAUAUUUCACAUUGAGUGUUUUUAUCAUUUAUUAGCUUACCCGGUACAAAAAGACGGGUGGGCUGACGCCAUACAAUUU
Molecule: messenger RNA, 3169 nt
Organism: Ylistrum balloti
Lineage: Eukaryota; Metazoa; Mollusca; Bivalvia; Pectinida; Pectinidae
Product: synaptogenesis protein syg-2-like
Exons: 17
Coding region: 1-2877 (958 amino acids)
Biological process (GO): cell-cell adhesion
Cellular component (GO): cell-cell junction
Molecular function (GO): cell adhesion molecule binding
Source: RefSeq, a predicted model, not a curated record